Molecule: messenger RNA, 1004 nt
Organism: Osmerus eperlanus (European smelt)
Lineage: Eukaryota; Metazoa; Chordata; Actinopteri; Osmeriformes; Osmeridae
Product: tryptase-like
Exons: 5
Coding region: 16-807 (263 amino acids)
Biological process (GO): proteolysis
Molecular function (GO): serine-type endopeptidase activity
Source: RefSeq, a predicted model, not a curated record
AGACAAGAUAUAGCUAUGAGUUUGUGGGCACUUCUGCUUGUGUCACUGCUGGUCCAUGAUGCUGCAGGGUAUUUUCGAAACCGAGCUCAGAGCUCCAUCAUGGGUGGAGAAGAUGCCCCUGUUGGCCACUGGCCAUGGAUGGCCCAGUUGACCAUUUAUAAUGGUCUGGAUAGAAAGAAUUAUUGUGGUGGCACGCUUAUCUCUGAUGAAUGGGUUCUUACAGCAGCACACUGCCUGGAUGAUGAAGAUCUUAACCUGGGUGGUUCCUCUGUUCGACUGGGUUUACUCAGCCUGGAAGGACCAUCAGAGUAUGACUUAGGUAUAUCCUACACUGUCAGUCACCCUGACUAUGAAGAAGAGUAUUCACUCUUACUACAUGACAUUGCACUGGUGAAGCUGUCUGUGAAGGUUACCUUCACCUCCUCAGUGGCUCCUGUACACUUGCUUGGCUUGCAGGAGACAUUUGCUCAACAUUCUGAGUGCUGGAUCACUGGCUGGGGCCAUGUUGCUAACAAUGAGCCAUUGGACGGUAAACGGACCCUCCAGCAGGCAAAAGUGCCAAUUGUAAAACAAAGUGCCUGUAAGGAUGCGUUUCCUGGCGUCACUAGUGAUAUGCUGUGUGCUGGAGAUUUGAAGCAUCUUGCCUGUCUAGGGGAUUCUGGUGGACCCCUGGUGUGUGGUACAGCGCAAGGACGAUUUGUCCAGGUGGGCAUUGUGAGUUUUGGGCCAUCAGAAUGUGGCUUUCCAGGGGUCUAUACAAGAGUGGACAAAUACACCCAAUUCAUCAAAGAAACUAUUCACUUCUAAACAAAAGUUUCCUGUUAGACUAGACUGUUAUUUAGCUCUGCUAACCCCAAAUUAGUAGCUGUUGCCCUCCUGCUCGCGUCCCUAUGAAUGGAACAAAAAAGCUAAAUGUUUCUAUUUAGAUGCAAAAAUGCUAAUUAGAUUUACGUCAUUUUUCUGAGUGCUGUCACUAUCCAUGAAUAAAUGUAAGCAUCUACUUA